AUGCUGUCUCUCUUGCUGAUCCUCUCAGGCCUCGGCCGGCUGACCUCCGUGGGCCCGCAUUCUGAAACACCAGUUCUGCAAAUUACAGUACCACGGAAGAUCCAGACAAACACCAAUGAUGGCGAUGUUUCAGAAACGCAUGCCACUUAUUCCAUCAAAAUUGAGGGGAAACCAUAUACUUUCCUGCUUGAAAGACAGUCAUUUUUACACCCACAUUUCCUGGUGUAUUUAUACAAUGAAUCAGGAACAUUGUAUGUAGAUUCUUCAUUUUCAAAGGGUCAUUGUUUUUACCAAGGAUAUGCUGCAGACAUUCCAAAAUCAGCUGUGACACUACGCACGUGUUCUGGACUCAGAGGAUUAUUGCAGUUAGAUAAUAUUAGUUAUGGUAUUGAACCAUUGGAAUCUUCACCUACAUAUGAGCAUGUAGUUUAUCGAAUAAAAAAUGAUGCUAUCGGUCAUUUCUCCUUUCAAGAAAAUUACCCUGUGGCUCAAUAUAUAGAUCAGUCCUACAGGAUUCUUGUCAAAUCAGAUAUAAAUUCAGGUGCCAUGCUAUCGAAAAGAACUCUGAAAAUACAAAUCAUUAUGGAAAAAGCCAUGUAUGAUUAUAUGGGCUCUGCGGUGGCAGUUGCAGUUGAGAAAGUUUUCCAAAUCUUUGGUCUUAUCAAUACUAUGUUUUCCCAGCUUAAUAUAACAGUUAUGCUGUCUUCCUUGGAGAUCUGGUCAGAUCAAAAUAAGAUUUCAACAAGUGGUCAUGCUGAUGAAAUACUACAGCGAUUUUUGCUUUGGAAACAAAAACUUUUGUUUCAAAGGUCUCAUGAUAUGACAUACUUAUUAAUUUAUAGGAACCAUUCUACUUAUGUGGGAGCAACAUAUCAUGGAAUGGCAUGCGAUCCAAAGUUUGCAACAGGAAUUGCUCUGUAUCCAAAGAAAAUCACUGUAGAGGCCUUUUCAGUUGUUAUGGCACAGUUGCUUGGAAUUAAUCUGGGAUUGACAUAUGAUGAUAUCUACAAUUGUUACUGUCCAGGACCUACAUGCAUAAUGAAUCCUGAUGCGAUACGAUCCCAUGGUAUGAAGUUUUUUAGCAGUUGCAGCAUGGAUGAAUUUAAACAGAUAGUUCUGCAGCCUGAACUUAAAUGUUUUCAGGAUAAAACAAUUUCAGAAAUGACUUACCAAAAAUCUGCAACUUGUGGCAAUGGAAUUUUGGAACCUGCAGAGCAGUGUGAUUGUGGCUAUAGAAAGGCAUGCACUUAUAAAAAAUGCUGUAAUCCUGCAGAUUGUACUCUAAUUGGAUUUGCAGAAUGUGGCAGUGGACCAUGCUGUAACAAUAAAACUUGUACGAUCUAUGCAAGAGGCCAUGUCUGCAGAAAAAGCAUAGAUAUGUGUGAUUUUCCAGAAUAUUGCAACGGAACAUCUGAGUUUUGUGUACCUGAUGUGAAAGCUGCUGAUUUAGAAUCCUGCAGUAAUAAGACUAGCUAUUGCUUUAAAGGAAUAUGCAGAGACAGGGAUAGACAGUGUUCACAGUUAUUUGGAAAAUUUUCUAAGUCUGCUAAUCUUCUGUGUACAGAAGAGGUGAAUUUUCAAAAUGACAAAUUUGGAAACUGUGGUCAACGCUGUCCUUUUUUUGAUAUCCUUUGUGGAAAGAUUGUUUGUCACUGGAUACAUUCAGAACUAGUACCAAUGACAGACUUAGAUAUACAAUAUACUUACCUUGGAGGUCAUGUAUGUUUGUCGGCACAUGCAAGAAAUGCUUCAAAACAAUUGGGGACCUAUACAGAAGAUAUAACUGCGUGUGGUCAGCAAAAGGUAUGUCAUUCUCGUGGAUGCAGAUAUCUUAGUGAACUAAAUAUAACAAAAUGUACUACAAAUUGUGGACCGAAUGGGAUUUGCAAUGACCGUUUCCAUUGUCAAUGUGAUCCUGGUUAUGCUCCUCCAGAUUGUGAUCCAUCAAUGUCAUCACCAGGAGGAAGUAUCGAUGAUGGAUUUUGGCUUUCAGUAGAUAAAAGUGUACCCUUGUUUCCAAAACAACGUGCUGCUCCUAAAAACAAUGGUCUUUUGAUCAGUUUCUACAUUUUUUCACCUUUGCUCAUUUUAAUUGCUAUUGUUAGUCUUAAAUGGAAUAAAAUGAAGAGAUUUUGGAGUAAAGUGGGAACAGUAAGCAGCAGAUCUAUCUCAGAAGACAGCAGUAGUAACAACAGCCAGUCACAGAGUUAA
This is a messenger RNA of Cercocebus atys (sooty mangabey), 2211 nucleotides long. RefSeq names its product disintegrin and metalloproteinase domain-containing protein 18-like (gene ADAM3A). The transcript is spliced from 20 exons. Gene Ontology annotation, cellular component: plasma membrane. Gene Ontology annotation, biological process: binding of sperm to zona pellucida; proteolysis; cell adhesion. Lineage: Eukaryota; Metazoa; Chordata; Mammalia; Primates; Cercopithecidae. Bases 1 to 2211 code for a protein of 736 amino acids. Gene Ontology annotation, molecular function: metalloendopeptidase activity. The record is from RefSeq and is a predicted model, not a curated record.